Glarea lozoyensis ATCC 20868 is the source of this 3012-nucleotide messenger RNA. RefSeq names its product Glucocorticoid receptor-like (DNA-binding). Gene Ontology annotation, biological process: negative regulation of transcription by RNA polymerase II; positive regulation of transcription by RNA polymerase II. The transcript has 3 exons. The record is from RefSeq and is a predicted model, not a curated record. NCBI's taxonomy places the organism in Eukaryota, Fungi, Ascomycota, Leotiomycetes, Helotiales, Helotiaceae. The coding region runs from base 1 to 3012 and encodes 1003 amino acids. Gene Ontology annotation, molecular function: zinc ion binding; RNA polymerase II cis-regulatory region sequence-specific DNA binding; DNA-binding transcription factor activity, RNA polymerase II-specific.
AUGUCUGGCGCGACACCACAAUAUGAGGAGCGUGGGGGGAUAUUACGCAGUAUCCACGCUCCCUUCGACACCACAAUGAAUGCGGACGACGAGCCCGCUCACAAUCCCACAGCUUCUACCUCCACUUCAAUAACAGAGCACGACUACCGUUUCCCACGCAGACCGGAGCAGCAACAAGAGCAUUCGCAUGACAACCUCCCGACGUCGGACUCGACUUUUCCCCAGCUCGAUUCUUCAAACGCGAACUCCAUGGGCGCCAGCGCGCUAGACAACUUGGACUUCUCGUCGGAAAGCAAUGCGCGCAAAGACUUGCUGCGCGAGAGCUUCUUUCCAUCAUGGAAGGACGAUGCUGCGGGGGAGGAGCUGGACAGUCCCGACGAAAUGCAGAGGAAAGACCCAUUGGCGACGCAGAUAUGGAGGCUAUACAGCAAGACGAAGAAGCAAUUGCCUAACCAGGAGCGUAUGGAGAAUCUUACCUGGCGCAUGAUGGCAAUGAGUCUGCGAAAACGCAAACAGCAAGAGGAAGCUGCGCGUCUAGCUAAGAAAGCACCCACGAGUACACCAAGCGGCAUUGCCCAGUUGCGAAAGUCUUCAGACCAGCGAAUUGCCCAAAGUGCAGAGAGCUCCGAGGCGAUGAACUUGGACGAUUAUAUAUUUUCUGACAAUGUUUCUACACCCCUCGGAUUCGGGAUGUCUCCUUCUCCUGAGGUAAGUAAGAAAGAAGCAGAGAAAACCAAUCACGCUGUUGCAUCGGCGAUACCGAUUAAGAUGCGCAAAGAAACGUCUCAAUUCGCAGUACCUCAAUCCGUCCCGGUUCCCCACCACAAUCCUCGCCACAACGAAGAAUUUAAUUAUGUACAAAGACAUGUUCGUAAGACGAGCAUCGAUGAAAGACGCGCUCGGAAACGGCCUGCCGACUUCUCUCCUCAAGUACCUCCCACCAACACGAUAAUGAUACCAAGUGAUGAUUCAGAUUUGAACGAUUACUCGCUGGAUCAGCCGCAUCACCCUGAUAUGGCACAGCAUAAUAACCCCCACAUCCCUUACCACCUCGAUACCUUUAACAUGGAGCACGAUCCCAUUAUCACAUCCGCGGGACCAUUUCAGCAAAGCUUCAACUUUUCCCCCUCCCACUCACCACUUGUCCAGCAUGGACCCUUUUCCGCCAUGUAUAAUAACUCCUCGAUGCCCUCUUCGUCCCUGAACUCGAAUGAUUAUUAUUCGCCUCCGGGAAGUGCUUAUCCAUCCGCUGUUUCUACCCCUCAGCCAAUACCGGAGGGCGAGCAGAUAUACUUCCAAAACCAUGGAAUGGACAUUCGACCUCAGCGACAGCAUGCAUUUAGCCAUGGUCCUUCCAGUCUGUCUAAUUCUAUGCAGCCACACUACAUGUACAAUGCUUCCGGUGGUUCAAUGUUCACGGCUGUAUCUAGUCCAGCACCUCAGAACAACUCGUACACUGCUCCAGGUCAAUUCAGCAUGACACAGCAUAUUAAUCCUUCUCAAGUCUUCCAAACAGAUCACCCGGUACGCUCUCCGGGCGUUCAUAUGGGUGGCCAUGAGAAUAUGUUUAGUUUUGGAGCCGAUUCCGACAACGAAGACGAUGAAGGAGCUGCGUUUGCUGAUAGGACCUUAAUGAUGCAGCACGAGUUCGCACAGUCGCCAAUGGAUGACCCACAGAUGGAUUCCAUGGGACCAGGUGGAACCUUGCAAUGGGAUGCUACUUUACCGGGACAAUUCAACACUCAAGCUGCUCGAUAUCCAGGUGGUCCACCAAGAAAGCAGGUCACGAUUGGCGGAACCGCAGAUAUGGGUGGCUCGCCAUUGGAGUGGGAUGGUUCUGGUGGUUCUCUAGGACGAAACCAUGCCUCUGCACAAUCCAUUGCUGACAAUCGAAGAAAUGGGAGUGACAGAAGGCAAAAGAUUCCACGAACCGCUUCAACACCAAAUGCGGCAUUAAUGGGUCAGCGAGCGAAUAACCCCUUUGAUCACAUGGCACACUCGAACCCGAAUUCGCCACCAGACGCAAACAACAUGUCGGGCUUUUCCUCGGUUGCUCCGAGUCGACCGUCUUCUCCGGGUGGUUCUAAACACGGUUCGACGACGAACCUUGCCGGGGCUGCCGCGGGCGAAAAUGGCGUUCCAACGACAUGCACAAACUGCUUUACUCAGACAACUCCUCUGUGGAGACGAAACCCCGAAGGACACCCGCUAUGCAAUGCUUGUGGUCUUUUCUUGAAGCUCCAUGGCGUUGUUCGUCCGCUUUCCUUGAAAACAGAUGUUAUCAAGAAGCGAAAUCGUGGAUCUGGGGCUUCUAUGCCAGUUACCGGAUCCGGCGGUACAUCCACGAGAGCCUCCAAAAAACUAGGCACUGCGCCUAUGAGUAGUAUGCCGAGCACAAGAAAGAACUCAGUCGUCGCCAUCAACACUGCACCUGCUACCCAAGCAACUACCCCAACCAGUGUCCGAGCCAGAAGUGUCAACGAAAGUCAGAGCCCACAAUCCGUGACAGGGUCAACUGGAAACGGUGGUAGUACCGCAGGCAGUACGCCAACUUCUUACCAUGGUUCAGCGGGCUCAGCUUCUGGCACUGGCGCCAGUGGAGCAAAAACUGUUGUUCCGAUAGCCGCAGCACCACCGAAAGCAACUCCUGGCCCAGGCGCGUCUUCCACUGGCCCUCGAACAAAUGUAAGCGUUGCUCCUAAGAGACAGAGACGACACAGCAAGAGCGUAAGCGCCAUCGAAAGCAUGGACAUCGAUUCCCCCGAGAACUCAACAGGAUCGAACGAAGCGGCCAAAUCUCUAGGAAUGGGGAUGAUGAAUUCUGGAGGUAGCCUGACAAACAUGGGUUUAGCAAAUGGAUUCGGAAUGACUACUCGACCGAUGGUACCAGGAAGCAUGGGAAUGACUGGUAUGGGCGGACCUCCCACGGGAUUGGGAAUGCCCGGCCAGAAUGGCGUUGGUGGUGCUGGUUCCGGUCCUCAGGAGUGGGAAUGGCUUACCAUGAGUUUGUGA